Molecule: messenger RNA, 843 nt
Organism: Exophiala aquamarina CBS 119918
Lineage: Eukaryota; Fungi; Ascomycota; Eurotiomycetes; Chaetothyriales; Herpotrichiellaceae
Exons: 3
Coding region: 1-843 (280 amino acids)
Source: RefSeq, a predicted model, not a curated record
AUGACGAUACUGGUUACUGGCGGCAAAGGAAAGACCUCGAGCGAGCUUUCAGCGCUGCUAGAGGCGAGAAAGCUUUCAUAUCUGGUCGCCUCACGAUCGCCUUCAAAGGAUGGCCCAUCACAACAUGUCCGGUUCGACUGGCUAGACCAUAGUACAUAUGAUCUUCCCUUCGAUGCAUCUGCCGACCCAAUCACUGCGGUCUACCUAGUAGCGCCCGAAGUCAUAGAUUCCUUCACACCAAUGAAAGCGUUCAUCGACCAUGCUCGAAGGAAGGGUGUGAAACGGUUUGUGCUUCUUAGCGCAACUGUAAUUCCUAAAGGUGGCCCUGCGUACGGCAAAGUUCACGAAUAUCUGGAGACAAUUGGUGUUGAAUAUGGCGUCGUCCGGCCAAGCUGGUUCAUGGGCAUGUCUAGCUUCUCCUGUCGACAGGUCAGAUUCCGAGAAGGGUUUGUCUGCUCCGCAACGCAAGAUGGAAAGGUUCCUUUCGUAGCAGCCAGUGAUAUAGCUGCAGUUGCUUUUCACUUACUCACCGAUGAAACACCCCAUGACACGGAAUAUUUCAUUCGUGGCCCAGAGCUUCUCUCGUAUGAAGAGGUGGCACAGAUUAUUUCGGAGGCGAUAGGAAAGCCAAUGAAGCAUGAAAGGCUGUCAUUCGAGGAGCUAAAGACAAAGUUCAUCAGUUUUGGGAUGCCUCAAGACUUUGCGACAGUUUUGGCCGGCUUCGAUGAGCAGAUCGCAAAGGGUUCAGAGGCUGAACUUGACGAUGCAGUGUUGAAGGUAACAGGUCGUCCACCGAAAAGCUUUCGUGAAUUUGCACUGGAAAAUCGCGAUAACUGGAUUUGA